Messenger RNA from Antechinus flavipes (yellow-footed antechinus), 6150 nucleotides. RefSeq names its product caspase 10 (gene CASP10). The transcript has 7 exons. Lineage: Eukaryota; Metazoa; Chordata; Mammalia; Dasyuromorphia; Dasyuridae. Gene Ontology annotation, molecular function: protein binding; cysteine-type endopeptidase activity. The record is from RefSeq and is a predicted model, not a curated record. The coding region runs from base 16 to 1425 and encodes 469 amino acids. Gene Ontology annotation, biological process: negative regulation of extrinsic apoptotic signaling pathway via death domain receptors; proteolysis.
AUUGUUUUACAUUAAAUGCCAAGAUCUUGCAUCAAUAUGGAAGGUGACAAUAAUCUUGAGUUUCAUCAGAAGCUUCUUUUCAUCAAUGAAAAUUUGGGGCAUGAUGAUGUAGAGGCUCUUAAGUUUCUCUGUAGUGACUUGAUCUCAUUUAAGAAUCUUGAGAGUAUAGACUCUGCGUACCAGCUGUUUGGGAAAUUAAUGUGUGAAGAUUUGUUGAAUAAAGAAAAUUGUUUCCUGAUAGCAGAGCUCCUCUUCCUAAUUAAGCAACAAUGUCUACUACAUCAAAUUGGGUACACAAAGGAAAAAGUACAGAAAGAACUUUCUACCAAAGGAAUAAUCUCCCCAUACAGAAUCAUGCUUUAUAAUCUGGGGGAGGAAAUCACAACAGAAAAUUUUGAUCAUAUAAAAUUUCUCCUGAAUAAGGAUAUUCCAAAGACACCAAAGACUUUUUUAAGUCUUUUGAGAUAUUUGGAGAAACAAGAACUUUUAAGUGAGAAUAAUCUGGAGUUGUUGGAGACCGUAUGCAAGUCUUUGUCAAAAAGUCUUGUAAAAAGGAUCAACCAAUACAAAACCGAGAAAGAGGAGAAAAAGUUAAGUGUUGCAUCAGGCCUUGAUGAGUGCUUAUGGAAAACAUCUCUUCAAGAGAACAAGGAGGAGGCAACACGAUAUGAGAUGACUAGUAAACACAGAGGUCUCUGCAUGAUUUUCAACAACUUUAUGUUCAAGACCAUGAACUCCAGGAAAGGAAGUUGCAAAGAUGCAGGUGAACUGAGGAGUGUUUUUAAGUGGCUUGGAUUCACCGUGAUAAUUCAUGAGAAUAAAACAAAAGAAGAAAUGGAAAAUAUUCUGCGUUUGUGUAGAAAUGACCCGAAGCACCAAGAAAGUGAUUGUUUUGUUUGCUGCAUCCUUACCCAUGGUGACUCUGGUUGUGUGUACUCCUCGGAUGAAAAGAGCAUAGCAAUUAAGGAGCUCCUAAACUACUUCACAGCCAAGCAAUGCCCAGGCCUGAUUAACAAACCCAAACUCUUUUUCUUCCAAGCCUGUCAAGGCAGAGAUGCACAAGAAGGCGUGCUUCUUGAAGCUGAUGCUAAGAGUAUCAAUAACUCGCUUUCUGUCCCCAAGAAUAUUCCUCAGAUGUACAUUCCAACGGAAGCAGAUUUUCUUCUUGGGAUGGCCACCGUUGAUGGCUGUUUUGCUGUGCGACAUGUAGAGAAAGGUUCCUGGUAUAUUCAAGCCCUCUGCCAUCAUCUGAAACACUUGGUACCAAGAGAAGACGACAUCUUAACCAUCCUAACAAUGGUCAAUAAUGACGUGAGCAAACAGGCUGUUGAUGAGAGGGGGAAAAUGAAACAGAUGCCCCAGCCUGCUUUUACCCUACGGAAAAAAGUUAUAUUCCCGGUGCCAUCUGAUGUCUCUCUACUAUGAGAAGAGGAUUUUCUUUUCCUUAUGGAAUGAUAAAAUCUCAAAUAAGGGAAAGAAAAAUCAAAUAAGAGUUCGUCUAGAGGAAAUCCCACCAAUGAAUUUCUUUGCAUUAUGAUGACAGACGAUCAUGCAAACUCUACUUGAAGUGAAGUUUCUCAUUAAUUUGUGAUGCAACUUAUUCUAUUUUUGGAUAGUUUUGAUCAGGGGAAAGGUUUGUCUUAUAGUAAGUUAAAAACCUAGGCUAUCUACAUUCACUACCCAGUGGAAUUAGUUUAUUUCUCUGGAGUGGUGUGACAUAUAUCUAAUCCUUCUGCCAUAAGGAUAUGAGAACUUUUUAAAUACUUGAAGACUGAUCUUCUCUUUUCCAGUUCUACUAACUGGAAAAAUCUGUGACAUUUGGCUGUUUCUGUACUUUCUUCAUAAAAAGAUAACUUCAUGUUAUUUUUAUUAAAAUGCUCUGAAUUCCUAAGGAUGCCUUGUUGGGUGAAAUGGGAAUAGUUCAGUUAUGUUUGAGUUGUAGUUUUAAAAAUACAAUAGAGCACUAGCCUUGGACUUAGCUGAGAUCUAGAUUCCAGCACAGCCUUAACACUUAGAAGUUAUAUGACCACAGGUGCUAGCUACUUAACUCUUGUGAACUUCAAUGAUCAUAUCUGUAAAAUUGGGAUAAUAUCACCAACUGCUGAACUUCUGAGAAUUCUGCUUUUUAACUGGAAAAUAUAUAAGGAAGGGCUUUAUAAAACUUAAUGUAACCCAAAAUAGGAAAGAUUGCCUUACAAAGUAGUUGGUUUCCAGUCUCCAAAAGUGUCUUAGAAAACAGUAGCAACUUUCAUUCUGACUCAUUAUUUGAAAAACAAUUCUCCUAAAUCUGUUUCAUCAUGCCAUUUUCUGCACAGCUUCCUUUAAAAAAGAAGUAGCCCAUAACUCUGAGCCUUGACAUUCUCAGAUGAUUUCUAAUACUGUAUUCAGUUUAUUUAAUAAUCAUUUUUACAAAAAAAGAACAAAAAACAAAAAAAAUUGGGAAUUAGAUUUUUAUUUGUCAGGAGAAUAAUAAAUUAGAACUUUGAUGAAAAUACAAAAGCAUAUGAAGAUAUGUAAUUUGAUUCAAGGUUAAUUGAGUGGAAUGAGGAAAAUGGCAUAUAAAGUGAUAGUAAUAAUACAGAUGGAAGACAUUGAAAAUGUGUUCUGCAAAAUUAUAACGGUCAAACUUGGCACCAAAGAAAAGAUAUCAGAGGGUAUCUCCUCUCUUUAAUAGGUUGGGUCUGACUCAGAACAGUCUUCUGGUAAUUUAGGUUUGAUACUGGAAUAAAAUGAAGCACUCUUAGGACAUACAAAGUUUACUUAAAGCAUACCCAACAAGGAGACAGCACAUGGAUCUGGAAUGGUCCGAGAUUCCACAUGGGUAGAUCUCUUUUAUAUUCUUAUGUAUAAAUCUCAGGGACAGUUUCAAUAGUUUUUAAGGAAAAACUAGUCUUGAAUUGUGUGAAAUCUUAAAAAAAGCAAGCCUAGCCCUUACGACCUGGGACAUGUUAGGUAAUAAUUCUCCUACCAUACCAUACUUCUUUGUAGAGGUGGGAUACUAUGGGUAGACUACUGUAAUUGUCAGCAUUUUCAAAAUAUUGGUUAGUUUUGUUAAAAUUUUUUUCUUUGUUUUUAUAUUUUGCUGCAAAGGAUGGUUCUCUUGGAAAAGUAGGACAACAGGAACUAUUAGGAAAUGUAAGUGACAUAAAAAUACAAAUUAUCGAUAUAAUUUUGUUUUUUAAAGUAUUUAGUUGGAGAAAUAAAUAGAUAGCUGGUUUCAAAUAUAGGAAAUCAUAGUAUUCAGUCUCCUGUCUCUGCUACAUAUAAGUCUAGAUAAGUCUUUUAGUCUUCGUGCCUUCUGCAAUAACUAUCUAACACUAUAAUUUUCAAAAAGGGAGCCAAUCUGCAUUAAAGGAAAUUGCUCAAUGUUCCUUAUGCUGAUAAAGUCACAAUUCAGUCCAAAAAUAAAACAAAACAUCUCCCCCCCACACACAAAAAAAAGCAGAAUAAAGCCUUGUUAGUACUUAGUAAUAUCUAAUUUGUAAUAUAAUGGUUUUACAUGAAUUUAUUUUAAUCAUACUUAAAAAAAAUCUAAUCACCAUUAGGAUUUAUUAUAGACAACUAACAUUUAAGGCUAUUAGACUCCAAAAAAGUUAUUAAAGGAUUCCUGCAUCCACAUUUAUGCCUUUCAGACAGUCAUGGGAGCAGGCUUUAGAAACAUGGGUUAGCUUUAGAAGCUUAACAUUCUCCUUUCUCAUAUACAAAAACACCAGCUUAUAGGAUUUAAUAGUGGAAAGGAUCUGAAAACUCAUCUAGCCUCUUCAUUUUAAAGAUGAUAAAACUGAGACCCUGUAAAGUAAACUUAGUUACUGAGUAGUUCAAGCAAGAUUUGAACUCAGAUUCUCUUAUCUGUACCUUUUUCAAAAUUUGUAUCUGCUUGGUAUUGUUGCUAGCACACAGAAAGCACUUCGUAAAUGCUUGUUGACUUUGUAUUUAAAUAUAUACAUAUAUACACACGUGUGAAUAUACAUGUAAAUAUAUACACAUAUAUAAUUAAAACACAAAGAACAUUUGGUCACAUUUGGGAGUAUACCAUUUGUAUAAUUCAGAAUACUUUAUAUGCUGAUUUUUUACGUAUGCUAUUAAGAUGCAUGGGCAGGACUUAAAUACUCUCACAUCUGCCCAGCAGUGCUAGUACUUCUAGCCUGUCGACAGCAAGCUCUUUUACAAACUUAUUUGGCUGUUUUUAUUGAGGAUGAUACUUCUUUGAGAUCCUUUUAUGCUUAUAUGUAUUUGUAGCCCUAGAAAUACUGGGGGCCAGUGGCAGGGUUUGUUGUUGUUGGGUUAGCCUUCACAAUGAAUUUGAAUCUGCUUAGUGAUAAAGUCUCCACCCAAAGGGUCAGAAACACAGAUUUACCUCAUUUUAUGUCUCAGAGGUGCUUGUGAAAAAUUAUGUGUUAUUCAGAAGAUCUUAGCAUUGGGAAAGAACUUAACAAUUCUAAUGAACUAGUGAACAGAGAACAGAGAAAUCUAGUGAUGAAUAAGUCAUGGUUUUGUGUUUGAAGUAAUGAUGCUUUUAGAAAACUUUUUGUAAACUUAUAUUUUUAAGUAAGAGAAUAGAGAAGUAGAUACUUCAAAGUAUUUACCUCAAAGAAAUACCAUCUAAUACAAUGAUUCUUAACCUGUAGUCUGUAAAUGUUAAAAAAAAAAUUGAUAACUAUUUUAAUAUAAUUGGUUUCCUUUGUCAUCUUAUGUAGAUUUUUCUAUGCAUUUGAAAACAUGAUUUUGAGAAAGGGUUUGUAGUCUUUACCAGAUAGCUGAAGGAGGCCAUGACAUAAAAAAGUUAAAGAUCUGGAAUAAAUGAGAACCCUGAUAAAUAGUCCUAUACUAUGAAGUUUUUUUUUUUUAUCCCAUCACUUAAAAGUACUCUCUCUUUUUUCAAAAUUUAUAGAAUACUUUGUUACAAUGACUAACCACCUUCUAUUAUGUAUUUAUUUAUGUAUAUAUUGUGUUUCUCCAAGUCUCAGGUAAUGUCUUGGUCAUUUAAAAAAAUCUUUGAAUCUCUAUGACCUUGUACCCCCCCCCCCAACCCAAAAUGCUCACACCAUUUGUUGUGAUAAUCCUUUAAUAACUUUUUCGAAGUCUAAUAGCCUUAAAUGUUAAUUGUCUAUAAUAAAUCAUUAUUUGAUUUCUUUUACUUUAUCCUGUUGUGGGAUUUGGCUGUCUAUAGCAGUUCUUCUUUCUAUGGAUUAGAGAUCUAGAGUUAGAAGAAACUAUUUAAUCCAAAUCCUUCAUUUUAAAGAUUAAAAACAAAAAAGUUAGGUGAUUUGUCUUGAUCUCUUUCUCUGACAAUCCUUGAGUGCUUAUUUCCUUUGUUUUCUUUGAAGAUUUCUUCACAAAACUAUCUGACAACAUUGAUUAUGUCUCUGAGCAAUUAACAUUAUUCCAGAACAGGUCUGAGAUUUUUGUCCUCUUCAAUAAUAAAAUGACAACUAAAUGCUGUUUUGAAUGUACAUUGAAAGAAAUCUAGUGAGAAUAAGACAUGAUUUUGCGUUUGAAAUCACGAUGCUUUUAAAAAACUUUUUGUAAACUUAUAUUUUCAAAUAAGAGAUUUUCUGUUUUUUAAAAAAAAGUCUGUGUAUACUGUGAAAUUCUGCUCUCAAUCAGUCAAUCAUUUGCUGCUUUGGCUUCUUCUAAUAAAACUAGUAAUAUUUUCUUAGAUAUACUGAUAUGGAAAUGCAGCCUUUACUGGUAAACGAGCCAGCUUCAGAAUCAGGAUGAACUCAGUUCAGAUUCCACUUUUGUCACCUACUGGUGGUGGUACCUGGGUAGCCUUACCUUAAUCUUCCAAUGCUCUGGGCAAUCCUCUAGAAAACCGUCUAGAACUAUAAAUUGGAGAAAUUAUCAAUCUGUAUUGGUAGAGAAGAUAAGCUCCCAACUCUAAUGAUAUCUCAGGUGUGAAAGAAAGGAAAAAGGAAAUCAGGAAGAAAAAAAAAAAAGAAAAGAAGAAAAAAGGAAGAAAGAAUAAAAAAAAGUGAAAAAAGAGUAAGGAAGGAAACAAAAAUGGAAAAUAGAAAGGACUGAAAAAAAGGGAAAAAAGAAAGAAAGAAUGGUAUGGUUAUAAAAGGAAAAUCUUAACAAUGAAAACAAUGGUUUAAUAAAGGAGAAGGAAUCAAUUGGUCAUGAAAUAAAUGAAAAUUUGUUUUCCAA